Eruca vesicaria subsp. sativa (arugula) is the source of this 3692-nucleotide messenger RNA. The record is from the annotation of a GenBank genome assembly. NCBI's taxonomy places the organism in Eukaryota, Viridiplantae, Streptophyta, Magnoliopsida, Brassicales, Brassicaceae.
GGAAACCUAACUGUGAUCCCUCCAUGGCGACGAUGGCAUUCACCCAACCCAAAAAAAACCUCCUCCCUCUCCUCCUCUUCCUCUUCUGCAUCUCCGUCAUCAUCCUCCUCAUCCUCCUCUCCGAGACCACACACUCCAUCUCCCAACAACACACCACUCUCCCCCUAAACCACAACAACGCCCUCCCACCUUUCACUCUCCUCAUCAAAGUCCUCACCUUUAACCGCCUCCACUCCCUCUCCCGCUGCCUCCUCUCCCUCUCCUCCGCCCAAUACGGCCUCGCUGGCGACACGCAACGCGUCCACCUCCACGUCUACAUCGACCACUUCACACCCUCACCAAAAUCGACGGAAGAUCACUUGAACAACGCGAAGGAGAUCUUGCGUUUUGUGGAUAAGUUCGAGUGGAGAUUCGGGGAGAAACUGGUUCAUUAUCGAACCGGGAAUGCCGGUUUACAGGGACAGUGGCUUGAGGCGUGGUGGCCGGGGUCGGAUGAUGAGUUUGCGUUUGUUGUUGAAGAUGAUGUUGAGGUUUCUCCUCUUUAUUAUGAGUUUCUUGAAAGCGUGAUUCGGAAUUAUUACUAUGAUCGUUCUAGUUACGACCCUUCUGUCUAUGGUGCUUCGCUUCAGAGACCAAGGUUCGUUCCAGGUAAGCAUGGAAAUAAACUACAUGUGGAUCCCAAAAUGAAUGUUUUCUUAUACCAGUUGGUGGGAACUUGGGGACAGCUUCUCUUCCCUAAACCGUGGAAAGAGUUCAGACUAUGGUAUGACGAGCAUAAAUCAAAGGACAAGAAGCCUUUUCUUGAUGGCAUGGUGACGAAUGGAUGGUAUAAGAAGCUGGGAGAACGAAUAUGGACACCUUGGUUCAUCAAGUUUAUUCACUCUCGUGGCUAUUUUAACAUUUACACCAAUUUCCAAAAUGAGAGGGCUUUGAGUGUCUCUCACAGGGAUGCUGGUGUUAACUAUGGGAAAACCGUUGGACCAGACUCGCAGCUACUGAAUAAAAGUACCAUCAGUUCCGAUUUUCUGAAACUCCGACCCUUGAGCAACCUUAAGUGGUACGAUUACUGUUUCAGUGAAGUUGUUCCCGGUAGAGUUGUGAGGAACCUGGAUGAACUUGGAACUAUUCUUCCUUCUGUGCAGAGAGACAAAACCGUAAUUUUGGUCAGUCUAUUUUCUGCAGACAAGAUGUUUAUCAGGAACUUACUCUGCCAUUUCGAGAAGCUUGAUACUCGAAACCACAUCUUUAUAGGCCCUAGAUCUGAGUUGUUCUAUGAUCUUUCAAGAAGGGGACAUCCUGUGAUUGAUGCGGAUAUGUUUCUGGACAAGUUGGUGAAAAGCAAAACUUCUUACUCAAACUCAGUGAAGGACGCUCUGGGGAAUGCUUACAUUGUUAAGAAGUGCUUAGAACUAGGAUACACCACCUGGGUCUUUUCAAGUAAUGCGCUUCUGGUGGAUAAAGGUUCACUCCUUGACAGAGUCAGAUCAGAAUACGACUUCUAUGUCGGGGAAAGCUCUGGAAUAUUGAUUGUUAAAUCUUCAUCGAUCACUCAAAAGUUAUGGAGCAGUGAGAUCCUGCAUAGCAUUGUAUCCUCAGCCACGAAGAAUCCACCCCCAAAACAAGGUCUAGAUUUUAUUCAUCUAGUGAAAGAGCUAGUGGAGAGAAAGGGCAAGAUGAUUAAGACAGUAGAGACGAUGAGUAUUGCAGAGAAUACCAAUGCCAGUAGAGUAAACCAGUCGUUAGGAGAUGGCAAACCAGUGGCGUGUUGGUCACCUGAAGUUGAUUCCAAUAUCAUCCAGACAAAGCUUGCGGAGUUGAACUUGUGGCUCAUUGAUGAUGAUCUGUCUUGUAAGGCUGUGAUUUGUCAUAGCUCAAUACGUUAGAUAAAAUAAAGAAAGCAUUUUCUGGUAAUGGCAUCGCAAUGAUUCACGGGCGAAGCACAGUGCUGUGUGAGGAAUACCUGGUAAGAGAUGUGAAACUGAUUGUCAUUUAGAUCAAUAUCAAGAAUAUAUUGUUUGUUUGUUACCCUACAGGUUACAGUUAGAGAUUUAUCUUUUUAGUACACUGUUCUGCUUAGAUUUUGUUUGAAACUCGGUUACAGGAAUAUUAUGUGAAUGUAACAUAGAGAGAUUGAUUAUGAAAGAAACUAAAAUGCCACAAAAACACUUAUUUGCAAAUGAGUUCUUGAUUUCACUAAAAUAAGAAAAAGAGUUUUUGAUUCCAUUAAAAGAAUGCUCUGCUUCCAUAGAAGACACGAGAUCCUUCUUUUUUCUUCUCAGUACCAUUAUCAUUAUUAUUACUCCGAUUCUGAAUCUGAGUUUCAGAGUUGUUAUUAUUGUUGUGAUCCAUAGGAAGCUUCAUCUUUGCUAAAGACUCAGUGAACUGCUGCAUACUUCUCAUAUACAUCUCUGCUAUCUGUUUCUGCAUCGAUGUUUCCUCCGUUGCCACAUUCAUUUUCUCCUCUCCUUCUUUGCUGCUUCUUAAUGCUUUUUCCACCUCUCUACUCUCGUUCUCGUUUGAAUCUGCUGUGUUCUUGUCGUCGCUUAAGCUGGUUGUUGUUGAAGAAGAAGCCAUAAAACUUCCAUUCCCCUGAACCUCUUUGUCUUCCAAGCACACCAUUGUUAUGUCGGUCUCUGGCAAAUGUGUUGAGCCGAGACAGAGAAAAGAAGCUGUCCCAGACCUGACACCCAUUCCAUUGAAGUACUCGGUAACCAUUUGUUUGUUCUCGUUAACAACAUUGAUGUCAGGGAACUCAAUCCUCGUGUAGUCCACAGUUUCAGAGACUUGGGGGUUAAGCAACACGACCUCGGAAGAAAUCGAAGUGUUAACCUUGGGAUUGGAUGAAGAAGAAGCAACAAGAGUAGGGUUGACGAUGGAAAGCGUGAGCUUCACGGUACCAGCAGGUGAAUGGAAGAGAUCAGUUGAAGAGAGACUGUAGUCUUGAGUAACACUGUCUUGACCUAUGAUGUCUGAGACUGGGACAAGAGCGAAACCAAGAAGUUGAUCUUCCAUGUAAUGUCUGGCUCUGCUCAUCAUCCAGAUCUCACAUUUGAGAACUGCAGCAUCGAUCUGGUUCACAUUGAUCACAAGCUUCUGGUUGAACUCUGGGUUCUUUCCAGCUCUGUGGAUGAUUCUGGUGGAGAUUGUGUCGUCAGGGUUGUAAGUGAGAGAGAACUUGGCGUAGACGUCUUGGUUGUCGUAGAUACAGAUGUUGUGGAUGUUUCUUGCGUUGUGAACAAACACUUGGAGAACGCCUGAGAAGCCUUGAUGGUAGCAGAACCUAGACGAAGAAGCUUGUUUCAUAGAUUCCAUAGAAGAAGAAAGAUAGAGAUGUCUGUUUAGUUCCUUCACAAGAUCAUCAAGAUAACGAAGGAAAAGCUAUAGAUAAUGAGCUAACGUUUAAAGUGAUACUGAACAGUAGCAUGGCCUCAAAGGAAAGUCAUGAGAAGAGCUAGAGAGAGAGAGAAGUGUUGGUGAAGCAAGGGGAGCUUUCGCUUUGAGGAAAUUCAGGAGCAUUGAAUGGAAGGUUAAUAUGGUUGGUGGAGAAAAUGAAACAAAACCUAUGAAUUUCUAGAAGAUAAAAAGUAGAUUAUGAUGACAAACAUGAUCAUUAUGAAGACCAUGAAAUCUAUAGAUUUCAGUAUUUCAAUCACAGCAAGAACAACAAUUCAUAUUGGUCAACAAAGUUGACA